UCAAUCUCUCAUCGAUCUCUGAGAUCUUGAAGCUCAACACAAUUUCUCCAGGAUUCAUUUCUUCACAUCAUCUAAAACAAUGAGACAUCUGAUGGCUUUGAUGUUUCUGGUGAUCUUCUGCUCUCUGCAGCUGACUACAAGUGCUCCAAUUUCAUCUGAUUUGGCCAAAUCAACAUGCUGUGCUAAGUUCAGCAAUGCUAAGAUUCCUCUGAAACGGGUGAAGUCGUACUAUAGGACCGCCAGCAGCUGCUCCAAACCAGCCAUUGUGUUUGAGACUGACAAAAGGAUAAUCUGUGUAGAUCCAGAAACCAGUUGGGUGAGCGGUCACAUCAAUGAAGUGGACAACAGAUCAACAAAGACCCAAAACAAGACAGUCUGAAGAAUUGAUUCAUCUGAUUUAAUAUUUAAACUCAACAUCUGACUCUGUACAUAUAUUUCACUCUUGCUAUGUGUUUAUUUUAUAAUAUAUAUUUUAAUAUAAUAUUUAUAUAUUUUUUUAUAUUUUGACUUUUUAAUAAAAUUUUGAUAAUAAAUACA
This is a messenger RNA of Paramisgurnus dabryanus, 537 nucleotides long. The record is from RefSeq and is a predicted model, not a curated record. NCBI's taxonomy places the organism in Eukaryota, Metazoa, Chordata, Actinopteri, Cypriniformes, Cobitidae.